This is a messenger RNA of Solanum tuberosum (potato), 1030 nucleotides long. Its product is annotated as oleosin 1-like. NCBI's taxonomy places the organism in Eukaryota, Viridiplantae, Streptophyta, Magnoliopsida, Solanales, Solanaceae. Gene Ontology annotation, biological process: lipid storage. The transcript has a single exon. Bases 255 to 884 code for a protein of 209 amino acids. The record is from RefSeq and is a predicted model, not a curated record. Gene Ontology annotation, cellular component: monolayer-surrounded lipid storage body; membrane.
CCCGAUUUAAUUUAUAGUAUGAUAUAGUUUGAUUUUUGGAUCCAUCCUACCUUUUCUUUUUUACUCAGGGUCGUAAACUCUACAAGGAAUCGACCAAAUUUUUUAAACAUAUUAUUAUUGUAGAAUCAACCAUUUGGUAAAAGGUUAGUAAAAUAUGAACCAUUAAAUAUUCCAAAUGUAAAUCAGCCAAGUGAGAAAAGGUCCAAUUCUGCCAAAGCACAUCUAGGAGCAUAACUCCCACGUGUUUCUCUUGCAUGCACUCCACCUCCUCACACGUGUCACAUCACCCCAUCCUUUUCUCCCUUUGCUCUCCUCUAUUUCACUCUCACUCUCUCUUCCCCAACAUUCAUACACUCUUUUCUUUCUCUGCAACAAAAAUGGCCGAUCAACAACCCAACUACGGCCGUCAACAAAGGCCACCAACUCGUUCCUCCGGCUUCAACAGCAACAUGACUACCCCUUCAUUCCUCCGCAAAUUGCAAGAACACGUCCCUAAUUCCACCCAACUCGUCGGAUUUCUAACCCUAAUUAUCUCCGGCGGAAUCUUACUCCUUCUCACCGGACUCACACUUACCGCAAUUAUUUUAGGUUUAAUCUUCUUCACCCCUUUGGUUCUAAUCUCGAGCCCAAUUUGGGUCCCUGUGGGUACUGUUCUGUUUAUUGCCAUUGCCGGAUUUUUAUCUGUUUGUGGAUUUGGGGUUGCCACGCUGGCGUUUCUCUCUUGGUUAUAUAGAUACAUUAGGGGAUUACACCCACCCGGUUCGGACCGGGUUGAUUACGCCAGAAGCCGAAUUGCUGAUACGGCUAGCCAUGUGAAGGAUUACGCUAGGGAAUACGGCGGCUACCUUCAUAAUAAAGUGAAGGAUGCAGCUCCUGGUGCUUGAGCUCAAUCGAGCCGUUUCUAUAAGUUUUGUUUGAACCGGGUUAAUUUUCUCUUGAGUUUAUUUUUUAUUUUUUUUUAAUUAUAUAAAUAUAAAAUCGGACUGUUGUAGUGUUCUGAUUUACAUAGAAUGUAGUGAUGUUUAUUUGA